This is a messenger RNA of Pelobates cultripes (western spadefoot toad), 1282 nucleotides long. Lineage: Eukaryota; Metazoa; Chordata; Amphibia; Anura; Pelobatidae. The record is from the annotation of a GenBank genome assembly.
AUUUACCGAUUGCACUGUCCAUCAUUCACCAUCUGCACUGCCCCGUCAUUCACCGUCUGCAUUGCCCCAUCAUUUACCGAUUGCACUGUCCCGUCAUUCACCAUCUGCACUGCCCCGUCAUUCACCAUCUGCACUGCCCCAUCAUUCACUGUCUGUACUGCCCCAUUAUUUACCGAUUGCACUGUCCCAUCAUUCACCAUCUGCACUGCCCGUCAUUCACCGUCUGCACUGCCCCAUCAUUCACCAUCUGCACUGCCCCAUCAUUCACCGUCUGCACUGCCCCGUCAUUCACCAUCUGCACUGCCCCAUCAUUCACCAUCUGCACUGCCCCAUCAUUCACCGUCUGCACUGCCCCGUCAUUCACCGUCUGCACUGCCCCAUCCUUCACCAUCUGCACUGCCCCAUCAUUCACCGAUUGCACUGCCCCGUCAUUCACCGUCUGCAUUGCCCCGUCAUUCACCGUCUGCACUGCCCCGUCAUUCACCAUCUGCACUGCCCCGUCAUUCACCGUCUGCACUGCCCCAUCAUUCACCGAUUGCACUGUCCCAUCAUUCACCAUCUGCACUGCCCUGUCAUUCACCUUCUGCACUGCCCCAUCAUUCACCGUCUGCACUGCCCCAUCAUUCACCUUCUGCACUGCCCCAACAUUCAUUGUCUGAACUGCCCCAUUAUUCACCUUACAUUCAUUCCUUUAUAUCCUACCCUCCAUAUCCCACUGUCUAUUUCCUGCACCUACCUGUACACACAUCCUCUCUAUUAACAUCUUCCAGGAGAAGGAAAGCUGUACAGCUCAGAUGAAGAAAAGGUGGACAUCAAAACCUCAGAUCUUGGCUGUAGUGAUUGCGAAGAUGAGGAAAGCACUGGGGACAGCUGUGAUGAAAGUCUACCAGAUAAUGCCCACAGUCCCACAAGGCCAAGGGGGAAAGGAAAGGGUGGGAAUCAGGACUCAGUGGGAGGUGUAAUGGGUACAUCUGGGAAAAGCCGGAGGCGCAGGACAGCAUUUACUAGUGAGCAGCUCCUGGAAUUAGAGAAGGAGUUUCACUGCAAGAAGUACCUCUCUCUCACAGAGAGAUCCCAGAUUGCUCACACUUUGAAGCUCAGUGAGGUUCAGGUGAAGAUCUGGUUCCAAAACCGAAGGGCCAAAUGGAAACGGAUCAAAGCUGGAAACAUCAGCAGUCGUGCUGGUGAACCUGUCCGAAAUCCCAAGAUUGUGGUUCCCAUCCCAGUACAUGUCAACCGUUUCACGGUCCGGACACAGCAGAUGGAGGGUGGGCGGCCCUAG